UAACGUCGUCCCGUCUCCGUGUCAUCAGUCCAUAACGUCCGAGACGUUACAGUAUAUAGGCUGAAAACGCGAUCGGUAUUUCAUCUCAACUAAAUGUUGUCAUUCUUUUGGUUAUGUAAGCAUUCAUCUCCGAUAUCACAAUGAAUAAAACUAUGCAGUCAUAUUUAUGUAAAAUCUUUGAAUAUUCUUCCCUUAUCGGUUGACAUCAUUUCUUGGUUUCUGACUUCGUCUGGUCAUCAAUACAAGUGUAUGCGAGGCUGCAUCUAUCGUAACUGGGUAUUUACGACACUGAAGUAAAUGUUAAAUACCUCCAAAACUGAAGGGGGCGCUAAAAGGGAAAAACUCCAUAAUGGGGCUUUAAUAUGACAAUCUCAACUUUUUUAUUUUAUCCUUCUAAUUCUGGAUCUGUAGUGUGUUUCCUGAAGGAAUAAGAUAAGUAGACGAGGACAUGCUGCUGGAGAUUUAAAAAUAUUUCUCUCAAAAUCUAGUCACCUGUUGCCCGACUAAAAGGGCUCAAACUUGCAUUGGCACCAUGGCAACCUAUACGCGUCCAUUAAACUACACAUUAUAUCCACAUUCUGUCAAAGAUAUGACUAAUAAAAUGCAGUUAAACAUUUAUUUUCCCUUUUCUUCUCCAUGCUUAUUGCUGCUGCUUGUGGGCGUGUCUGAGGACAAAGGCCGUCAGGCGGGGCAGCGGCAGAACCUGAGAGGCGAGCAGCUCACAGCUGAACAGGCUGCUGUUGUGGCCAGCGUCAGGGACCGGUUCAGCUUGCCGGACUGCCCCCCCCCCCUUCUCCCGAGACACCAGGGGGCGGGGCCGCGAGGGGGCGUGGCCAGUUCGCUCGGUCAACGUCGGUGGUUUUUGUGUCGUGCUCCGUUACCCGGUCGGAGUCCUCCUCCUCCGCCGUUGGUUUGAACUGAACGUGAGCUAACGUUUCUAUUUUUAAAUCUCACUUUCAAACCGCAGCUGUCCAUUUGAACGGCGACCACGGAUUUUACCCGCAUAUUUUUUUUUUUUUAAGGAAAUAAAAACACUUUCUUAAAAGGAAAAGUCACUGUCAAUACUUAGUAGUUGUUUUAAAAGUAUUUAUUUAUUAGUAGAACGUUGAGGUUUUUGCCCCCCCGGCCCCGCCCCCCUCCUUCUCCUCCGUUGCCAUGGCGAAGCUUGGCUGGCACUCGGCAACGCAGGAGUUUCCACAUCCGUUCAUCCACCAGGUGAAGCUGACCUGUGCUCAGAGGACCAGGGGCGCCAUCCUGGGCGUCAUCCUCGUCCCCCUCCGCCUCGCCAUGGCGGCGCUCUGCUUCCUCCUCAUGUGGCCCCUCGCCCGGCUCCGAUUGGCCGGCCUGUCGGAGGAGGAUCGCGCCCGGCCCGUCGAGGGCUGGCGGCGCUGGCUGCUCCACCCGGUCAUGAAGCUGCUGAGCCGCUCCGUCUUCUUCUUCCUGGGCUUCCUGUGGGUGGAGGUCAAAGGUCGCAGGGCCGACCUGAAGGAGGCGCCGGUGCUGGUGGUGGCGCCGCACAGCACCUACCUGGACAUGGUGGUGCUGGUGCCGACCGAGCUGCCCACGGUGGUGUCGCGGUCGGAGAACACCGGGCUGCCGAUCAUAGGAGCUCUGCUGGAGUUCAACCAAUCGGUGAUGGUGAGCCGGACGGAUCCGGAGUCGAGGAAGAAGGCCGUGGCGCAGGUCACGGAGAGGCUGACCUCCGACGGCUACUGGCCUCAGAUGCUGAUGUUUCCCGAGGGAACCACGACCAACGGCAGGGCGCUCAUCAAAUUCAAACCCGGCGCCUUCCUCGCCGGACUCCCGAUCCAACCGGUUCUGUUGCGUUACCCCAACAAGCUGGACACGGUGCGCUGGACGCACGAAGGAACGAGCUGGAAGGAGGCGCUGUGGCACACCGCCUCUCAGCUCUACACCAACGUCACGGUGGAGUUCCUCCCCGUCUACACGCCCUCCCAGGAGGAGAAGGAUGACCCCGGCCUCUACGCGGACAACGUUCAGAAGCUCAUGGCCAUGGCUCUCGGACUCCCCUCCACAGACUAUGAGAUGGCGGGCCGGGUCCCCGUCAAUAAGCUGGGGGGCCUCUCCAUCCCGCUGGAGUCUCCCGCCAGGAAGACGCUGGCGCUGCUGCGCGGCGACGGUCCGGGAGUGGAAGCGGCGCUGGACAGGAUGAUCGCCAGGUGUCGGUCGGGAGCUCAGGGGUCAAAGGUCAGCGCAGAGGAGCUGACCUUCGUCCUCGGGCUGACGGACGAGGAGGCGGUGCUCGCCGUCCGCCACAUUUACUCCAAGGACGAGCUGGUGGACCUCAGGCCGAUCUACCUGACCGUGGGCGCUCUGUCGGGACGCCUCAGCUUCGAGUCUCUGCUCCACACGGCGUUCACUCUGUUUGACGCAGAGGGCCGGGGCAGCCUGGGUGCAGAGCAGCUGGGCGCUCUCAUGGCGGCGCUGCUGGACUUCCCCCAGCGCCACACGGCCGCGCUGCACGCCGAGGCCGCCGCGCACGGCCGGCUCACGGAAGAGAGCCUGCUGCGCGUGCUGACGACCCAUCCCACCUAUCAGAGCGUGGCCAACGAGUACCUGCGGGCCGAGGAGGCGGGCUCCCGGCCGGCCAAUGGGAAGCCCGGGAACAACAACGGGAGCGUCUCCCGCGACAACAAGAAGUUCGAAUGAGGAAAUGAAAGAAGAAGAAUUGUGCUCUCCAUCCUCGAGUGAAGAAAAAAGGGACAUAUUGGAAUAACCAGAAUAACCGUCGACACAGGAUUGUAUCUCAGGUGUGUGAGUGUGUGUGUGUGUGUGUGUGUGAGUGUGUGUGUGUUUUUAUAAAAUGUAUAUUACUGUAUACUGCAGUCAACCAUGCCAAGAUUAGAAAAACCAAAGGAUGAUUUAAAUUAUGCCGACAGUGGCUCCGAGGUGUGUGUGUGUGUGUGUGUGUGUGUGUGUGUGUGUGUGUGUGUGUGUGUGUGUGUGUGUGUGUGUGUGUGUGUGUGUGUGUGUGUGUGUGUGUGUGUGUGUGUGUGUGUGUGUGUGUCUUUUGUUUACCAGUGUACAUUUUUUAAAUUGCCCACCCAGAUGUUCAAAGACUCCAUUACCUUUCCAUGAAAUGUCUUAUUUAUAUAAUUCCCUCUGUGUGUAUUUUCUUAAACGGGACACGUGUUCGUGCAAAAAGAAAAAACUCUGUAAAUCAAAAAGAAGUUUAUUUUACGUAAAAUUCAUUCUUACAUCUUUUGAAUAUUGUUCAUACUUAACAAUAAAUUAAACUGUGAAUUGUU
Pseudoliparis swirei is the source of this 3269-nucleotide messenger RNA. RefSeq names its product lysophosphatidylcholine acyltransferase 4 (gene lpcat4). Gene Ontology annotation, cellular component: endoplasmic reticulum. Gene Ontology annotation, molecular function: 1-acylglycerophosphocholine O-acyltransferase activity. The transcript has 15 exons. NCBI's taxonomy places the organism in Eukaryota, Metazoa, Chordata, Actinopteri, Perciformes, Liparidae. The record is from RefSeq and is a predicted model, not a curated record. Bases 1156 to 2670 code for a protein of 504 amino acids. Gene Ontology annotation, biological process: phosphatidylcholine acyl-chain remodeling.